UAAUUCUUUCUCGAUAAAAUCACACAUCGGUCUCCAACUAAAAUUUUAAAAUACGACCUUAAUUAAGAUACCCUAACACACCCACCAAAUAAAUUAUAUCAGUUCAAACGAUGAUCCAUUAUCCUUACGUACGUUUAUCAUUUGAAAUGCCACGUUUCGCACAUUAAUAAUAAAAAAAAAAACAAAUUGACCGCUUGUCAAAUGCACGGUGCUUCACCGUCGAAAUUCGCAGGACGAUCGAAAAGAAAGACGAAAGGACCACAAGGGGAAUCACCUGGGUGAGGACGUUCACAUUUUUAAAUAACCGGUGUCGCGAGAGCACGUACGGGAUGUUGUGUCCAUCGAUAAUGUUAGUCAGUCGGAAAUUUACAUACGGUUAGCCUAAAUUUUCACUUCAACUACUCGUCUGUCCACUAUUUCGUAUAAAUAUAGAUGUGACUUCGGAUCGAAGUCUUAUGUGAAAGUGUACGCCGUCUUGGUAGGAAGUGUUGUAUUGUCACCAAUUGAACCCGUUGCUUCUUUAUUCAGUGUCCGAGUGCCAGCUUAUUCGGAGUACUCGUUUCGUGUGCGUCGAGGAAAAUAGUGUCCAGUGAUCAUGUGCAUGCGCUCGAUACUUUGGCUGAUCCUCGUCGUCACGACAGCGUGUGCCGUUAAUUGCGAGGAACUAAAAGCUCCCAUUAUCGAGGAAGCAGACAGUUCGAAUAUUACACAAACGAGUUCGACGGUUCACGACGACAAAAACUUUUGGGAAUGGCUGUUUGGCUUCGCUACGAUUGGAUCCACAACGACAACCACAACUGAACUUCCGGAACCAAUGAAAGAAGAAUGUUCACCUUGCAAAUGCGGCUUGACAAACACCGACAAGCGUAUAGUUGGCGGUACCGAGACGCAAGUUAAUGAAUAUCCAUGGAUGGCAUUAAUGAUGUUCAGAGGACGAUUUUAUUGCGGUGGAACCGUCAUAAACUCUCGUUACAUUUUAACUGCAGCUCAUUGCGUUGACAGAUUUGAUCCAAUCUCCAUGUCGAUCGUAAUAUUGGAGCACGAUCGUAAUUCCACGACGGAGGCUGAGACGAAAGUGUUUAAAGUUGAUAAACUGAUCAAACACAGUGGUUACUCGACAUACAACUAUAACAAUGACAUCGCACUGGUCAGGCUAAAAGAGUCCAUAUCAUUUAAGGGAAAGAUGAGACCGGUUUGCCUCCCAGAACGAGCGAAAACAUUCGCUGGUCAAAAAGGUAUAGUAACCGGAUGGGGCGCAGUCGCGGAGUCUGGCUCCGUUUCUCAAACUCUGCAGGAGGUCAUGGUGCCCAUACUAACAAACGCAGAAUGUCGAGCCACUAAAUAUCCAGCACGAAGAAUAACAGACAAUAUGCUCUGCGCUGGCUACGAAGAAGGAAUGAAGGAUUCGUGUCAGGGAGACAGCGGUGGUCCUCUACACGUCGAGAACAACAAGACGUACAAUAUAGUUGGAGUCGUGUCCUGGGGCGAAGGAUGCGCGAAACCUGGCUAUCCUGGCGUGUACUCUAGGGUGAAUCGUUAUUUGACGUGGAUAAUGCGCAACACCGAGGACGCUUGCUACUGUUGAUUCAAUUCAAAUUAGAAUCAUGAAUAACCUUUGUGCAACACAAUACUCAUCGACGUUUACGGGAGACAUGUAACACUUUCUACGCAUAUUUUUGCUUUUCUUUUGAGGUUGGUAAGGAUCCAGUGAAAACCAAAGAUGGGAAAAGUUUUAUUCGUGUAAUACAUAACGAAUAAAAAUUUAGAAAUUUAACAAUUUAUUCGUGACAUUUAUUCAAUGGAAUACUUAAAUUUUUCAUUUCUCAUUGUAAAGUACUACAUUAAAUAAUUCAGAAUUAAAUUUUUUUUUUAAAGUGUAAUAGACAAUUGAUUAACCUUUAUUCAUUAUUUGAAUUUUCUCCAUCUUUGGUGGGAACCUUUUAAAUUCAAAGAGUACACUUUCCAGGACAGUAUCGAUAAACUCUGUCGCAGUGGAAUAUUUAUUACACAUGACAUAUUUAUGUUUUCAGUAAAUUUAAGUUUAAAUGUGAAUGUUAUUGGUUGUACUCAUUUCUAGUAUAAGUUUAUUGAAUAUUCUUCAACGUUUCACGUUGACCCUAUUUAAGAGUUUAAAAUAGAUAGUCAGUUCUGAACGAAAUUGUUGCACCGCUUUGAAGUUCAUGUCCGAGCGUUUGAGCGGAUCGUAAGCAUACUAAUACUCGGAUAGAAUUUGCUGUACUCCACAUACUCCCCCCUCUUCUUACCUUCUGCCAUGGAGCAGAUAGCAACUAUAAAGUUACUUCCCCCUGUGUAGCAGUUUAUCUUUCAGUUUCAGUUUACCCUUUGAGUAAUAAUUUAAAUUAUUAUACGCCGUAAAAGUAUAAAAUGUAUAAAAAG
Hylaeus volcanicus is the source of this 2397-nucleotide messenger RNA. RefSeq names its product trypsin-1-like. Lineage: Eukaryota; Metazoa; Arthropoda; Insecta; Hymenoptera; Colletidae. Gene Ontology annotation, molecular function: serine-type endopeptidase activity. The record is from RefSeq and is a predicted model, not a curated record. The transcript has 7 exons. The coding region runs from base 596 to 1585 and encodes 329 amino acids. Gene Ontology annotation, biological process: proteolysis.